GAAUACUUUUCAAAACUCAAAUGCAACUCCGCGCAAAACCUAUUCACAAUAAUAAACAGCUGUUAUUGGUUAUUUCUUUUGGUUGCUUUUCCUUCUUUUGACAUGUACUUUUGAAUCGGUCAGAUUGGAUUUUUCGUAGAACAUCAUCGGUACACGAUUUUCAUUUUCUUCCUUAGAAUUCGUGAAAAAUAAAUAUAAAAUGUGUUAUUAAUGGCGAAAGAAAUAAUAUUCGUUUAUUUCUCAAAUCAAGCAAAAAUAUCUUUAAAAUCAUAUGUUAUACGUAUGACCUAAUUAAAUUGAGUGCGGCAUUGUGAAGUGCAGUGAACCAUUUGAUACUGACAUCAAUUCGGGUUUGAUGAUGUCAUAAUAUUUAUUUUCUCCAUAACUCGCGUUUCGGCUGCCUGCUAACAACAAAACAACAUAAGCAGAAAAAUUGUUACGUGCGAAUAUAUAAUUAACAAAUCAAAGCCAUAUUUUCUGAUUGGUUUUGUAGCCCAUUGUUUUGAAGCCGUCUGUGAUCAAGCAUAUAUUGAAUUGUGUUUCAAGCUGUUGUGAAAAGUUUCUAAAAACGUGACGUCUAACGGUUACUGCAUAUAAUCUGCUUAUCCCAGUGAACUUGCGGACGGGCUGGCCUCUUGUCAGGCAUUGAGGCGGCAACAAUAUGGUUUUCGAAUCUGUUGUCACCGAUGUACUGAAUAAAGUGCUCGGUGACUAUGUUGAAAAUUUGGAUAAGAAUCAGCUGAAAAUCGGCAUUUGGGGCGGUGAUGUAGUGUUAAAUAACUUAAAAGUUAAAGAAAAUGCCCUUGAUGAGGUAGACUUGCCGGUGCAGCUUGUUUAUGGGUUUCUAGGAAAGCUGGUCUUAAAAAUACCAUGGAAGAAUCUCUACAGUCAGCCAGUGGUUGCACAAAUCGAAGACCUGUAUAUGCUCGUGUCGCCGAAGCAAUCGGUGCAAUAUGAUGCUGAGAAGGAAGAAACCUAUGAACUGCAGACCAAGCAGGCCGCGCUUAAGGCGCUUGAGGAGGCACAUAAGAGAGAAUUAAUGAAAAACGAAACCAAGCCGGAUGCCACUUUUUCCGAGAAACUAACAGCGCAAAUUGUUAAUAACUUGCAAGUAAAAAUAUCGAAUAUUCACAUUCGUUACGAAGAUGCUUCCACAACAGGCGAAAGCUUCGCUUUUGGCAUUACGCUGCACGAUCUCGAAUUAUAUACCACAGAUGAGAAUUGGGAGAAGUGUUAUCUGACGCAGCAAGUCAGCCGUGUCUUCAAAAUCGCCAACCUGGACUCCUUGUCUGCUUAUAUGAAUUGUAGAACAAGCAUGUACACAGCCCUGCCGAAAGAAGAGUUGGCAGAGGCUUUUCGAAAAAACAUUGCACAAAAAGAUUGCGUGCCGAAAGACUACAAUUAUGUUAUUGGCCCGAUUUCUGUAAUGGGAAAACUACAGCUAAAUAUGAAUCCGGAAUACGACACUCCAGCAUUUGUGAUACCCAAAAUCGAUUUGGCAUUGGAAAUGCAAAAGUUGCGCGUGGGCUUGACGAGCACACAAUUUCAGAAUGCUAUAAAAUUGGGCGAAUCCAUGAAUCGCAUGCAACUGGGCACACGUUACAGAAAAUAUCGCCCCUAUAAUAUAUCCUACAAAAAACACUACCGCGAGUGGUGGCACUUUGCCAUCAAUUCGAUUUUGGAGGAAGAUAUCAAAAAGCGUAAUAGAGCAUGGACAUGGCAGCAUAUUAAGGAGCAUCGUCAACUUUGUAACACCUACGCAGAAAGCUUCAAAGAAAAGGAAUUGUCUAAAAAGCCUCCUGCUAGCCUCGUAGAAACCUGCACAUUGCUCGAGCAGAAGCUGGAUCUAUUUAAUUUGGUCUUAAUACGUAAACGUGUCCAAAUUGAGGUGGAUAAAAUCCGCAAGGAUGAAGAAACGAGGCAAUCACAAAAGGGUGGUUGGUUUGGUGGCUGGUUCGGUGGUGGCAAGAAAGCUGAAGAUGAAGGAUCAAGCGACAUUGUCAAACAAUUCGAGGCCGCCAUGACCGCAGACGAGAAGGCGAAGCUUUACGACGCCAUUGGCUAUCAAGAGGGAACGCCGCCACCAGAUAUGCCAGUGCAGUUUGAGGCUAUAAAAAUGCAAUUCAAAUUGUUAGCCUUGGAAGUUGGCUUGUACGAUGAUAGCAGUGUGGUAGGAAGAGAAAGUAUCUCUCUGGACCAAUUAAAAACGCUUAUGCUGUUGAAUUUCUCUAUGACCACUUGCAAUAUAUCACAACGACCGGGCGGUAAUGCUAUCAGUGUUACGGUUGGCAUGCACGAAAUGAAACUUCUGGGUUUGCAUCAGGAUAAAACAGCGCCCAUCUUAAUCGAAUCGAAAACGACCGAUGAAUUAAAUCUACUGGAUAUAUUCUUCGAAACCAAUCCUCUCGACAAAAAAUGCGAUCAACGCAUUAAAGUAUCGGCACGCCCUUUGCAAGUGGUGUAUGACGCUGAUACGAUAAUACGACUGGUAAAGGUAUUCACACCGCCCAAAGCCAAUUUAUCCGAAUUGGAGUUCGCCGCCACUGAACGCAUGGCCAAUUUCAAAGAGCGCUCAGCCACGGGCAUGCAAUAUAUGAUCGACUCGAAAUCUGCAUUGGAAAUUGAUAUCCAAUUUAUGCCGAACAUUAUUAUUAUACCCAGUGCGGGGAAAUAUUGUCCUGGUAGCAAUAAUAAUUCGCUAAUUGUUAUAACAUUGGGUAAAUUCCUUGUUUCAUCGAAACCCCACAACGUGUCGUCGAAUGACCUGCUGGGCAUGCUACAAGCAGACAAAAUCGAGCUGUCUAAGGUGUUGGAGCGUGCAUAUGACCAAAUUCAAGUCAGCAUAGCUGAUAUACAGAUGGUGGUUGCUAGACCUGGGGAAGAAUGGGAACACACGCUUGCUUCUGCCGUGCAAUCGGAUAUGCACAUACUACGUCCCACCUCUGUUUUAUGCAACGUAUCCUUAUGCGCCGUCGACGAUGAUCCACGUUUGCCGAAGAUGAAAAUCGAAAUUGAAUUACCUUCGAUUGCGUUAAAUAUAACAGAAGAUCGCAUGUUUGAAGCGCUACGUGUAGUCACAAGCAUACCGUUACCGGAGGGUGACGCCGCUCAACCUUCACCACUUACCAAGGCGUUAAGCACUGCUUCAUCGAAAUUGUCAUUGGCUAGUUUUCUAACGCAAGAGAAAAAAGCUAAGAAACGUGUGGAAAACCUCGAUCUCUCUACGGAAAUUGUACAAUAUACCAAUUUAGAAUUGAUUUUCACCUUAAAAGAGUUCACCGUUGCAUUAAAUAAAUCGGUGCCUAUAAAAGAUACACCCAAACCGGGAGAGAAUAAGAAUAAAGCAAUAGCAUCACCCACAGAGCCUUUGGUAACGCCAAUCGAAUCACCACAGGAUUCUAACGCUUUCGGUACACCUGUUGAAGAAAUGCCCACUGAUGAGUUGCUGGAAGAAAUUGUAAGCUAUCAAUCAGCAUCCAGCGCUGUUGAAACUAUUCUAUCGCUGCAUGUGCUGGAGCUGGGUGUGAAAAUGUAUCAGCGUACAUACGAAAUGGUAGUGGAAGCAAACCUGGGAGCUGUAAAUCUGAAACGUCAUGGCUCUUCUGAGCACUCUGAACACCAGCUGGACAUCAUCGACACUCCACGAUUUUCAGAAGAACUCAAAUAUCUGCUAACCGUUUCUUAUGUGAUGGCACAACGAACUUCUCCCGAAUUCUUCACCAAAUAUAAUGCCACCGAGCAAUUGAUCAACAUUAAUUUCACUACUUUGAAUAUUACAUUGCAUCAAGAGGUGCUGUUGCAAUUGCUCGAACUGGCCGAUUCCAUACAACGCAAAUUGGAUAAAGUUAUCAAACCGUCAACGCCAACUAAUCAACAACCCAAAGAUCGCGAAGGUAAUGCUGGAGAUACAGGCAUCUUUAGCAAACUAACCGCCAUAGCAGAGGAGGGCGAAGAGGAAGGUAUUAUAGCUCCCACGAGGAGUCGUGCGCAACGGCAAGGAAAGGUGGUCAACAGCAUACAGGUGCACGUGAAAGCGAAAUUGGAGCAAGUUUCGUUGCUGUUGACAACUGCAAAACGUCCUUUGGCUACGCUGGACGUACAACAUUUUGAUGCGAAUGUAAUUUUGAAAUCGUCCUACACUGAGUUGAAUGUGCGUUUGAAGGACAUCGUGGUUACAGACUUGAAUCCAUUGACGAAACAUAGUGGCAUACUUUCAAUUGUUGGCGAUAAUGCGCUCGAGUGUCAAGUCAUCAAAUUCAAUAUGGAUGAGACUUCCAAUUACAAUUCAGACGACAUGCGUAUAACGGUAUCGAUUGGAGGCAUGAAAAUAGUGUUCCUCAACUGGUUCGUUGCAGGCGUUUUGAGUUUCCUUAACAACUUCCAAGCAGCUCAAGCGGCCCUUGCGCAGGCGAGUGCUGCUGCAGCUGAUGCGGCUAAACAAAAUGCUAUGGUUGCCUAUGAAAAUGCAACUCGCAUGAAGCUCGAUAUCAAAGUCAAAGCACCCGUAAUUAUAGUGCCGAUGGACUCGCAAAGUUUCAAUGCGAUAGUUCUGGAUCUUGGCUUUCUCUCGUUGAAUAACCUCACUAGUGAAGUGGAUGUACCGCGCGAUAGCCGACGUGCGGUGCUCGACGAAAUCAAACUUGAAUUGAAAAAUAUGAGAUUAGCAAAAGCCGCUAUUUUGCUGGAACAGAGUCGCAGAUCCUCGGUCGAUACUGUUGAUAUGGCAUACGGCAUCAAAUCGCAUCUAAAUAUUUUGGAUCCAGUUAGUUGCGCAUUGAUAGUGAAACGUAAUUUAUCUAGCACCUGGUACAAAGAGGUGCCUGAAAUGGACAUUUCUGGUCACUUGAAAUCGAUUGAGUUCAAUCUAUUUAUGGAAGAUUAUGCCGUUAUAAUGGCUAUAUUGAAUCGCAAUUUGAGUGAAGGCGCCGAUGAAUUUCCGCCGGUUGAGGAACCCGAUCUGCCACCAUCACCCAAACCAGCGGCGGAAUUACGACCACAGGUAUCCAGGGUUGAUGUAGAAACAACAGGGGCUCUUGCUGCUAAACGCAAAGUGUUGGCAGCGGUUAAUGCUUUUGACUCUCCACGAAAGAAUAAAAUUCAUGAACAAAUGAAAUUUAGUUUUCUAUUCGACGGUGUGGUUAUCAAUUUGCUUUUGAACAACGAAGAAGGGUUAGCGCGUUUCGGCUUGUACCUGCUAUCAUUGAAGGGUAAUAAGUUAAUCGAUGGCACACUAAACACCUCCAUUGUGUUGUGUAAUAUUCAGAUCGAUGACACACGAACAUCAAAUAAAAGUCCAAUUAAAAAAUAUCUGUGUCGCAAAGAUUGGAACGAAAUGCAAUUGCAUAGACCAAAUGAACAGCGAGCGGAUGUGGUGGAUGCUUGCAAGGCGGAGGCUAAUUACAUGUUGGAUUUAACAGCUAGCAUUAAGGAGGAUGAUGUUUUCGCGGAGGUGCGCGUUUCGAGUUUCGAUUUGAUUUUGUGCGUUGAUUAUCUCUUGAAAUUAGCUGACUUCUUCAAACUGCCCGAAGAAUCUGGAGCCUUAACUCCACAAAAAAAUAAAGAACUUAAAUCUCCAGGCAGCCCCAGUGCAGCUCCAAAGCAAAGCGCAAAACCAGCUGUAAGCGGAGCGCAAGCGGGUGCUGCUGCCGCCCCCCAAUCUGGCACGAAUAAUAAAAAAAUGAAUUUAAUUCUGCAUAUCGAGGAACCUGACAUUAUAUUGGUGGAAAAUCUGGACGAUAUGAAUUCGAAUGCCAUCAUUUUCAAUGUGCAGGCCCAGUUGAAUUAUCGCGCCAUUGGCGAAAAACAAAUUAUCAAUGGGCAAAUCGAUUCAUUGAAAAUGUAUAUGUGCUCGUUUAUGCCAGAACGUCGUGAAGCUACGCGGCAUUACAUUUUACAUCCAUGCAUGAUCAGCUUGCAAGGCUCCACACCCGAAGAGGAGGGUCUGCAUGUCAGUUUGAAAUUGAGUGAAAUUAUGUUGAACGUAUCACCAGCAACCAUAGAGUUGUUGAAUAAGGCAAUGCGCACUAUAAGCGCCGACAACGCACAGGAGCAGACGAAUCUGAGACUUGAGACCGAUCAUACCCAAUUAUGGGUGGAAGAAUCAUUUAAAGAGCGACGUUAUUGGUUCCUAAAAGCCGACCGUGCAGUUGACGCGCUGGAAUACAUUGACACCCCGCUAUUAGACGAAGCACAGAAACGAAAAACAGAAAGAUGCAUCAUUGAAAUACCAAAUAUUACGCUUGUCAUUGAAACAGGCAUUGGCUAUUAUACGAAACCACUUAUAGCGCUUGAUACACGCCUGAAUGCGGUGGUUAGCGACUGGAGUAGUGAUCUGAAAAUACGUGGUUCGCUUACGUUAAGCACCAACUAUUACAAUGAGUCUCUGGCAGUGUGGGAGCCGAUAAUUGAAAUGAAUGAGCACAUAAAUCGUAAUGGCGAGCACGAGUAUCUGCCGUGGGAAUUAACCUACAAGGUGGAUAUAAUUAACCAGAAAGUGGAAAACGACAAUGACGACGAACAGGAAGAGCAGUCGGAGAAAGUUACACAAAUCGCGAUUCAUUCGGAUGAAGAUUUGCAGUUCACCGUUACUAAGUCGUGCAUAGAUCUGUUGGGUGUCUUGGGUGAGGCCUUCUCGCAGGCGAUCAAUGUUGAGGGUCUUGUCAAGCCUGAAGUGAUAGCACCUUAUGUAGUUGAAAACGAUACCGGCUUUGAUAUUUCUAUCAACUUUAGGCGCGGCAUAUUCACUUUGCACGAAUGUCAUUCGCCAAAAGCGACACUGACAAAUCACUUAAAUAGCUCAUUGGUAUUCGCCGUUGAAGAUGCCGAUGCUAACUUUUCGCCCGAGCAAGUAAGGGAUUGCACGAUUUCACCUGGCGGACGUGCAUAUUUGCAAACAAAAGAUUUGUCGACAAUUACCACCGAAGAAGAUGAGCAAUACAAUUUGUAUGUGAGAGUGGGUGGCAUAGACAAGGAGGUAGUUUUGCCUGUAUCCAAAUCAGAUCAACGCUACUUCCCAUUAUAUCGCGGCUCGAAUCAAGAUCCAUGGGGCAUAGUGUCGGAAGUGCGCUCAGAGUUUGGCACCACAAAAGUCAAUAUACACGGUGUGGUCAAAGUACAUAAUCACUUCACAACAACACUGCAUAUUUAUCGGUAUAAACAGGGAUUAGCAAGAGAGAACAUUUUGGUUGGCAAAGUGCUGCCUGGACAAAUUUUCCAUGUGCCGCUACACGCCAUUUAUGCGGAUAUUAAAGAUUUGCACUUCUGCUUGGAAGGCUACAACAUAUCUGUGCAGGGCAUUAAGUGGAACGAUUGCCCCACUGAUCUCGAAUACUCGCGCCAUUUGCAGUGUGAUCCAGUGAAUACCUUCGAGACCUUCUAUAUAAAUGCGAAGCGCGUAAAAACUGAGAUUUUCCAUGAACAUAGUGACAAGUAUACCAUUUUAAGCGCCUUCUAUACUUUGCACCUCCGCCCGCCGGUAUAUCUUUGCAAUGCAUUGCCGAUAAGCAUAAGUGUAUCUGUGGCCGGAUGCAGUGUACGAAGUGCUGAAAGUGAGAAUUUAGAAAAAAAUAUUUCGGAUGUGAUAAAGGAAGAUAUGUUGGAUUAUGGCGAAAAAGAAGUGGCGCCGGGCGAUGUGCUGCAUUUGCCGACAGUUAAAUUAAGUAGCAAAUCGCGCGAGAAUCCUAGUUUUCUGGUUGUGCGGCUGAUUCAAUACUUGGAGAAAGAUUGGUCAUGCACUACCGAGAUAUCUGAGGGUCAUAAUGAUAUGGCUACCUGGCGCUUUAGCUCCUAUGAUUCAGAGGCUAAAAUGGAUAUGGAUUUAUGUGUGCGUUUUGACAAUCGUCAAGGUGCCUUGCAGAUUUCGCUAUACAGUCCAUUCUGGAUGAUCAACAAAACUGGCUUAAUGCUUAGUUAUAAAACCGAUGCAGAAACUGUUGAUGUGCUUUAUCAUCCACCGGAAUACAAUGGACCGAUCUUGUUCUCUUUCCGUGAGAAAUUCUUCUUUGACAAGAAAGCAGCGACGAUACGCGUAGACAAUGGCGACUGGAGUAAUAAAAUUCCAUUAGACGUUGCCGGUUCGAUGGGUGCCGUAACAUGCAAAUCAAAGGAAACGCCAUAUCAGAUAGGCGUACAUAAUCACAUAACCUACAAUUCGCUCACAAAAAUGAUCACUUUUAUACCAUUUUAUAUUGCAAGCAAUAAAUGCUACUUCACGAUAGAUCUACAAGAGCAAAGUAGACCUGGAGAUCCAUGGAUGACGGUAUUGCCCAAUUCGUGCACACCACUUUGGCCCAAGGACGAUUCCGAUAUGAUGCUUAUCGCGCGCGUACUCGGUCAAUGUACGCCGGCGUUUAAGUACUCGGAAGCACAGUGCACGCUCUUAAAACUGCCAGGCAAUAAGUACGGCGGUAUCAACGUGGACGUACAAGCUACGGAAGGCGGUGUUUAUAUCAUUUUUUCUGAGUUUAAUCCAGGCGAUGCCCCUGGCUUAAUAAUUAACCACACUAAUGUUCCGAUUGUGUAUCAAGAGAAAGAUGUAAAAGAAAAUGUGGUGCUGAAACCGCGUAGAAAACUGUUGCAUGCCUGGUCGCAUCCGUCGGGUGAAAAUAGCAUUGUUUUCGACUGGGGCGAAAAGAUUAGUGAAAAGAGCAAAACUAAAGCGGAAACAGACUUGAGGCGCGAUCAAAUUGGUGAAUUGAAAUUAGCAGAUGGCUCGAUUGCUUACUGGGUAACGUUUUUGGAUGGCUUGCAGCGAGUAUUACUAUUCACUGAGGAUGUUGGCAUUGCACAAAAACUUGAAGCCAGCGCGACAAUACAGAAGAUAACACAAUCAGUCGAAUUGCGCCUCCACGGCAUUGGCUUUUCACUGAUAAACAAUGCGAUCGGCACGACCAUUUUGUAUAUGGGUAUAGCGAGCUCAGGCGUAAUUUGGGAGCAAAAGAAGGGUUCAAAGAACUUCAAGCAGAUGAAUAUCCACGAAACUGCGGAGGUUGAAGAGCAAUACCAGCAGUAUUUGGUCGAUCGAAGUGUGAAUCAAGUCAAAAAGUACUACCUGGACUGCAAGCAUGAGAUUGACUUUACCAGCAUGAUUUUGAAAAAGACCAGAGAGCGUGAACUACAUCGCACCUUUUAUCCGGGUGUUUGGUUCAAAAUGAAUACAUCACCUUAUCAAAUGCAGCUGCAUGCAAAAAUCAAUAAAAUUCAAAUUGACAAUCAGCUAAACGAUUACAUUUUCCCUGUUGUGCUCGCACCAAUACCACCGCCUAAGAGCGUUGCCACAACGACGGUUUUGAAGCCCUUCAUCGAAGUCAGCGUGGUGCAGUGGGUGGUACCCAACUCCACAGUCAAGCAAUACAAAUAUGCUACCAUGCUUAUACAGGAGUUCCAUUUCAAAGUUGAUCUAAUGUUCCUCACAGCGCUGGCCGAUAUGUUUGCUGCGAACGUAAGUGACGAGCAAGCGGCAAAACUCUUCAAUUUGAAUGUCGAAUCCAUUGAAAAGCCACUAUCAGACCUAGUAGAGACGCACUCUGCGCAAGAACAAAAGAAUUUCUAUGAUAAUUUGCAUUUGGGACCGAUUAAAAUACACGUCAGCUUCUCCAUGGCUGGUUCUGAUACCACAGCUUUGCCGGCUAUUCUGUCUACUCUGGUGCAAGGCGUCGGUGUUACACUGACCGAUGUUAACGACGUAGUUUUCCGUUUGGCUUUCUUCGAGCGUGAAUACCGGUUCUUCACGCAGCAGCAGUUAACUUCAGAGAUCACAUCACAUUAUGCGGGACAAGCGUUGAAGCAGUUGUAUGUGCUUGUAUUGGGCUUGGAUGUGCUUGGCAACCCGUAUGGUUUAGUUGUGGGUUUGAAGAAGGGCGUGGAAGAUUUGUUCUAUGAACCAUUCCAGGGUGCCAUACAAGGACCAGGAGAGUUUGCCGAAGGUCUGGCGCUCGGUGUCAAAUCACUAUUUGGCCACACAGUUGGUGGCGCAGCUGGUGCCGUAUCGAAAAUAACCGGCGCUAUGGGCAAAGGACUGGCUGCACUGACAUUCGAUGAAGAGUAUCAGAAGAAGCGACGUCUGCACAUGAAUAAGAAACCACAAACAUUCUCCGAAGGUAUAGCGCGCAGCAGCAAAAGUCUGGCUAUGGGCUUUGUUGAUGGCGUUUCGGGCGUGGUUACCAAACCUGUGGCUGGUGCGCGCGAGGAAGGUGUUGAAGGCUUCUUUAAGGGUGUUGGUAAGGGUUUGAUUGGCUUCGUGGCUCAGCCGACAGCUGGUGUGGUUGAUUUUGCUAGUGGCAGCUUUGGUGCAGUGCGUCGCGUUGCUGAAGGACAAACGGAAGUGUCGCGUUUGCGUGCACCCCGUUACGUGCACCAAGACAAUGUGGUGCGUCCAUAUUGUCGUGCCGAAGCCGAGGGCAAUCGUGUAUUUAAGGAAAUCGAAAAGGGUAAAUAUGCAGGCACCGAUAUAUUCAUACACUGCGAAGAGAUAGUGCCAAAGCAUGAGUUCCUGGUCGUCUCGAAUCAUCGCGUCAUACAUGCCACCAAGAAUGAUCUUUUCGGGACAUAUACGGUACAAUGGAAAUACCGAUUUGAAAAUAUCGACGCAUUUACACCAACCGACAAGGGACUUGAGAUCAGACUGAAAAAGCAAAAUAAAAAAGUAAUGGGCAUGUUUUCCACUAACGAAGUGGUUCGCAAGCAAGUCUUGAUAAAGGAUUCGAAGCGGCGUGAUCGAUUAAUUGAAAUUUUGGAAUCUCAUCACAAGAAAGUGUAACAGUGUUUUUCGCAUAAAAUGUCGCCACCACGGCCGCCACAGUCGCGAAGCAGCGAAUAAGUACUCAAAAGAAGAAAUUUGUUUCAAAAUAACAUGGCAACAACAACUUGCACAAGCACACUCAAGCGCUCACAAGCUGAAAACGUAACAUUUGAAGAAACCAGACGACAACAGACAAACAUUCAAGAACAUUGAUUGAUUGCGUACCAAUAAAUUUUGCUAAAAUUUGAAACAAUUGAAGCUGAGGAUUAUUGAUAUUUUUAAUACCACAACUAAGCACGUGGCUUUGUGCUAAAAAUAACUCAAGCGCUACGUACUUUUAAUCUCUAACUGUAAGCUUUUUUAACAUGAAUUUAUAUUUAUAUAUUAUUUUGUUAUUUUCUAUUCUCCUGAAACGCCGGUAUGCAUGUAGUGGUUUACACGCACUAUUACUAUAAUGCAUAGAAUGCAAACUAGUUUCAUACUUCCAUAAAUACGAACAUAUUUGCAAAUUGUCAAAUAGUCACAGAAAUAUGUACUGCUUUAUCGCGCGAGACUACCUCGUUACUGCUACAAAAUCAAAAAACAACAAGAAAAACGGAAACAAUAAUUUUUUCUGAGUUGAGUUUUUUUUUUUUUUUUUUUUUUUUUUGUGUUUUUAUACUUAAUAUUCCAAAUAAAUACAUUCACUGAAAUAGUUAGCAAAAGUUUAUGGUAUAUAAUUUUGUUACGAAGUUUUAUAAAUAAAAAAUAUUAUUGUUGUAGUAAAAUAUUUAUAUUUGUACACUUUAUCAUUGUUAGCAGUUUCUAUCGAAAAAAUAAAAUAAAAUGAAAAUAAAACUUAUGAAGAAAAGGUAGCCUAGAAAGGAUGGGCCGAUUUUCAACAUAAAAGUAGUCUCAUUGUAAGAAGUGAUAAUCUACAUUUCUUCGUUAAAUUUACUCAACUGUGCUUUUUGGCGGAUUAUCUGAUUUUUGGAAAUAUGGCCUUGAAAGAAAUCUUUUUUCGCUGCGAUAAUUGAAUACACGAAACAAUAAUGAACGAUUUAUUGAUUUCACAACAUUUCAAUGUACUACUUAAUGUUAACAGACGAUUUUUACACACAUAUUUACAAGCAUAUAAGUGUUA
Molecule: messenger RNA, 11861 nt
Organism: Anastrepha ludens (Mexican fruit fly)
Lineage: Eukaryota; Metazoa; Arthropoda; Insecta; Diptera; Tephritidae
Gene: Vps13
Product: intermembrane lipid transfer protein Vps13
Exons: 36
Coding region: 662-10756 (3364 amino acids)
Biological process (GO): protein retention in Golgi apparatus; protein targeting to vacuole
Cellular component (GO): extrinsic component of membrane
Source: RefSeq, a predicted model, not a curated record